AUGACAGAAGAUUCGCAAGUUGCUCAUCGUCAUCACCGGAGGAAUAACUCGCUGGACCAAUUUGCAGACCCAUUUUCCACUGCGGAAAUUUAUUAUGGGCCUGAGACAGACCCCACAAAAAAAAGGGCCAAGGGCUUCAACAGAACUAGAACAAUGAGUGUACUGGGAAAUGCUUCCCAGUACAAGCUAUCAGACUUUAGCUCGUUGCCUGUGAGACGGCGCGGUUCCGAGGACGACAGUUAUCGGAGUUCUAAGGGUAGACGGAUGUUUUUCAUAGAGGACGUCGAUGCAACUUUGGAGCAGCUCCUCAAUCGUGAAGACACCGAUCGAAACUAUCAGAUUACCAUAGAGGACACUGGACCCAAAACAAUUAGAAUCGGAACGGCCAACUCAAACGGGUACAAAAAUGUAAGUAUCAGGGGUACUUACAUGCUUUCCAACCUCUUACAGGAGCUUACUCUCGCCAAGAGCUUUGGCAGAAAACAAGUUGUUCUGGACGAAGCCAGAUUGAACGAAAAUCCAGUUAACAGGCUUGAGAGGUUAAUCGUAACUCAAUUUUGGAAGUCCCUAACCAGGCGAAUUGAUCUCAACAAUGUGGCAAAGAUCGCAGCCGACGAAAAGAUCGACACUCCUGCUGCGAAAGUCCCUCGCAUCUACAUCCCUUACAAUUGUCCUGACCAAUAUGAAUUUUACAUUCAGGCGUCUCAAAUGAAUCCAACAUCGAAUCUAGACGUGGAAUAUUUGCCAAAGGAUAUCACCCAGGAAUUUGUAAAAUCUAUUAACGAUCGGCCAGGGCUCUUGGCAUUGGCAAUGGAGAAACACAUGGACCCAGCUACAGGUGAAGAAGCUAUGUUCAGUUACCCUUACGCUGUUCCGGGUGGCAGAUUCAACGAGCUGUACGGUUGGGACUCCUAUAUGAUGGCUCUUGGCCUAUUAGAUUGCAGAAAGACUGAUAUUGCCCGCGGUAUGGUUGAACAUUUCAUCUUUGAAAUUGAACACUAUGGGAAAGUUCUCAACGCCAAUAGGAGCUACUAUCUUUGUAGAUCUCAACCGCCAUUUCUCACAGAUAUGGCGCUCAAAGUGUUUGACAACAUGGGCGGUAGCAGCAAUCCGGACGCGAUCUCGCUUUUGAAUCGCGCAUUUGCUGCAGCGGUCAAGGAAUACAAGAGUGUAUGGAUGGCAUCUCCUAGGUACGACAAGACUACCGGUUUAUCUUGUUAUCAUCCUAACGGGCUGGGUAUCCCUCCAGAAACGGAGCCUGGACAUUUCGAUAGCGUCUUAAAGCCAUUUGCCGACAAGCACAAUAUCGCAAUUGACGAGUUCAGAGAUCUUUACAAUAACGGUGAAGCUGUGGAACCAGAACUAGAUGAAUAUUUUUUACACGACAGAGGUGUAAGGGAAUCCGGGCACGACACAACUUAUCGAUUUGAUGGAGUUUGUGGCCACCUGGCAACCAUUGAUCUAAAUGCUUUGUUGUACAAGUACGAGGUAGACAUAGCGCAUCACGUUGAGAACUUUCAUGGCGGUGAAUUUACUGAUUUACUAGGUGAGAAAACCGACACGAACUAUUGGACAGUGCGCGCUGCACGUAGAAAAGAAAAGAUUAAUACGUAUUUGUGGGAUAAAGAAACUGGCUUUUAUUACGAUUACCACAUCCGGUUUAAGGAGCGGAUGACGUACGAAUCAGCCACUACCUUUUGGGCUUUGUGGGCUGGUUUAGCUACCAAAGAGCAAGCUGCUGCAAUGGUCUCAAAGGCACUACCCAAACUCGAAAUGCUGGGUGGUUUGGUAUCCUGUUCAGAAGAGUCAAGAGGUGAGGUAUCUAUCGAACGUCCAACAAGACAAUGGGAUUAUCCCUUUGGUUGGGCGCCUCAUCAAAUUUUAGCGUGGGAGGGGCUUUCCAAGUACGGCUUUUUAGGUGAGACUAGACGCCUCUCCUACAGGUGGCUAUUCCUGAUGACGAAAGCCUUUGUCGAUUACAAUGGAAUUGUUGUUGAGAAAUACGACGUGACUAAAGGAACCGACCCACACAGAGUAGAGGCUGAAUAUGGGAACCAAGGUGCAGAUUUUAAAGGGGUGGCUACAGAGGGAUUCGGAUGGGUUAAUGCUAGUUUCAUUCUAGGUCUAAAGUUCAUGGAUACACACGCGAGAAGAGCGCUUGCAUCGUGCAUCAAUCCAGAUUCUUUCUUCAGCAACCUAAAGCCUGAUCAGAGGAAGGAAUAUGCUUUAUCAUGA
Lachancea nothofagi CBS 11611 is the source of this 2235-nucleotide messenger RNA. NCBI's taxonomy places the organism in Eukaryota, Fungi, Ascomycota, Saccharomycetes, Saccharomycetales, Saccharomycetaceae. The record is from the annotation of a GenBank genome assembly.